Paramuricea clavata is the source of this 2098-nucleotide messenger RNA. The record is from the annotation of a GenBank genome assembly. NCBI's taxonomy places the organism in Eukaryota, Metazoa, Cnidaria, Anthozoa, Malacalcyonacea, Plexauridae.
AUGGCGGAGCAAGAAAAUAUUUCAGAAUUGGAAAAUGUUGUUAAUCCUGAUCCAUCGACGCGUGAAGACUCAAUGGAAGGUGGGAUGGACCUUGUUCAGGCCGUAGUGGCCGAUCAAGGUUUUAUUGCGAAACUUUCUUCAGCGAUUAUGGCGCAAAUGGCUCCGCAAUUGUUAAAGCAAAACUCUACAGUGCUUCAAGGCCAAGCAGAUGUUCAAAAUUCCGGAGUAUCUUAAGAUCAAACGGGUACACAAAAUCAGACUCUUCCCGGAGUAUCAUACGAUCAAACGGGUUCAAAAGAGCAAUCAAAUCCCACCGUAUCAUACGAUAGGUCGGGUACAGCUCCUAAGCGAGGGCGUACGCCUGUAAUACGGCUAGACGACGAUGACCAUGUGCCAGCCAAGCGAGUUCGAAGAUCGGACGAUGUCAAUUUUGACGAUGAUGUUAAUUAUGAGUUGGAGGAGUUAGAAACAGAGAACAUUCUCUCUCCAAACUCUCGAUGGGAAGCUAGUGCGACUUUAUCGCAGUUUCUCGAAACAGCUGUAAAACGGUUAAAUAAAUUUGAGAGGAAAACCUUGGUCAAAACUUACCCAAGACCAAACGUGGACGCUGUGUACACGCCAGCGAUGGAUGAAUACCUAAAGCCUUUCAUCCAAGGAGUAGCAACACCUGAUAAACCGCAUAAAGAUUUACAGGAUAGUGUUCUAGAUUUAUUUGGUCCUCUGUGUACAGCAUAUGAAAAUUUGUUAUCCAUGGAAAGCACCAUGACAUCUGAUGGGGUGGUUGAACUGAAUGCUACUGGUCUCCGUAGCUUCCAGGAGUGUCUCAAACAUGCAUUGCUGUUAACUGGAGAUGUAGUUGCUCGAAUUUCCACAAAUCGUCGGGAAGUUGUAUUGAAAAAAAAAUAAACCCCCUAAUGGUGUCGUUAGCUCAAGAAGAGUUCUUUGAUACAAAUCGGAAUUUGUUUGGAUCAGGUUUUGAACAACGGCUCAAAACAAGAUCUGAGACUGCAGAGACUAUCGGGAAAGCAUCUCGAGCAGGCAACCCCUUUCUUCGUGGGGCGGCCUCCAGGGGAUUCCACAGACCUCGUGGGGGCCGACAAGGAUUCAACUUCAGGACCUUUCGCCCAUUCAGUCCCAGAGGGACCAUGUUCAACAGGGGGAACAGAAACCGAGGCCGUGGCUCAUUUCCAAGAUUUACAAAUCCCCAGACUUACAAGUCGUUCCACCAAUAAAGAAAUUCAGACCAGACUGUUUACCCAAAGGUAUGUUUUCAGAACUUUUUCAGGGCAAUUUGACUCAAAAUAUACCUCAAACGGGGCGCUGAACGUUUUUCACCCCCGCAUGGGAAAUGAUCACACAGGACCCUUGGAUCCUGCAGGUCAUCCAGGGUUACCAGAUAGAACUUGUAACUCCUCCAGUGCAACAGUCCAUUACCAAAGCUUUCUUCAACACAAGAGACUGUGUUGGAGCAAGAGGUAAAAGAAUUGUUGAUGAAGCAGGCAAUUCAUCCAGUACAAUCCCCAGAGGCAGGAUUUAUAAGUUCUAUCUUUGUGGUGCCCAAGAAGGAUGGGGGGAAUCGUCCAGUAGUAAAUCUAAAACCCCUGAACCAGUUUCUAGGCUACGAGCAUUUCAAGAUGGAGGGCAUCCACAUGUUAAGGGAUCUAUUAAAGAAGGGAGAUUUUCUCGUGAAAAUCGACCUCAAGGAUGCUUACCUGACAGUGCCAAUUUGGAAAAACCACCAAAAAUAUCUUCGGUUUCUUUGGAAGGACACCAUGCUGGAGUUUGCAUGCCUUCCUUUCGGUUUGGGGACAGCGGCAAGGGUUUUUACCAAGCUUAUGAAGCCGGUAGUAGGGGCAUUGAGGCAAAGAGGUAUUCGCCUAAUUAUAUAUUUAGACGAUAUCCUAAUUAUGGCCGAAUCUCACGAUCUAGCAUUACAUCAUGCGGCCUCAACUCUGAAUCUCCUAUAGGGGCUAGGCUUCUAGUAAAUUACCAGAAAUCACAACUCUUGCCUUGCCAAGAGAUGGAAUUUCUGGGGUUUUUGAUAGAUUCAAACGCCAUGACACUCCAACUUCCAGGAGAAAAGUUGCGAAAAAUAUAA